This is a messenger RNA of Cucurbitaria berberidis CBS 394.84, 3765 nucleotides long. RefSeq lists its product as uncharacterized. Lineage: Eukaryota; Fungi; Ascomycota; Dothideomycetes; Pleosporales; Cucurbitariaceae. Bases 1 to 3765 code for a protein of 1254 amino acids. Gene Ontology annotation, cellular component: nucleus. Gene Ontology annotation, molecular function: DNA binding; ATP hydrolysis activity; ATP binding. The transcript has 2 exons. The record is from RefSeq and is a predicted model, not a curated record.
AUGAAUCUGGAGGCAAAGAGCCUACACCCAUUCUUUUCUAAGCCCCCCAAAAACCACGCACCAGACCAAGUACCAGACCAAGCACCGCGCACAAACGAUCAACCCGUUGACGACGCACACGAUGAUCCAGACUACGGCACGAGCCCUAAGACAGCCCAAGGGCGAAAGAAGAAGACAAGGAAAGCUGGAGAUGGAAAGGAAAGGAACACGGGCAAAUCCGGCACCUUGAAUCAGAUUUCCCUAGACACAUUCACUCGCCCUAGAGCGCAAGAUGCCACUGAUACGCCGGCAAACGGAUACGGGCUUGCAGAAGCAUCUCUAGACGAGGAUCCAAAUAGGGAUCGAAGAAAAAGACGAAAGACAGCGUCACCGGAACUGUCGAAUGACCUACACACCUCAGUACGACCUAUUACAGGCCAGCUGGAUUGGCAACAACAACUGCAGGCGGAAGCAGCGAAGCCUAUGACAGUGGAAGAGCCCUUGGAGGGCACGGUGGACACCGACACCCCAAUGAGUAACACAUUGCACGAGCAACCACAAAACGAAGCCGAGGCUAUGCCGCGGCCUAGCACACCGCCCCCUACCGCAAUCUUCAUUUCUUCGGACCCCGUAGUGCUCGAGACGAAAGCAGUAACGCCCAAGAAGCAAAUCAAAGUCACCAAGAGCGGCAAGCUUUUGUCGAGUCCACCAAAGCACGCACCUGAACCCUCGAGCGUACCGAGGAAAAGACGAGGCCGAAAGCCUGCAAAGCCGAAGGUCUCCCCUACUGUGACAGUAAUCCGCUACGGCGUGGAUGCGGCGAAUAAAGUAGCAAUUGGUCAAAGGAUAGAAGAAAUUCUAAACGGAAAGAAGUUAUCGAUUAGACGCGCAAUAAAUCCUAAGAAAGUGCCACCGAAGCCUGCUGCGCCUCGAAAAGUUACCCAUCCUUUCUUUCUGGGUAAACCUGGUACACAGAAAGAUGCGCCUCCCAUGAAGACAACUUCAGAGCAGCUACCUCCCACUCCAAGGAGGAGUGCUGUUACUCCAGGAAAGCUGCGAGCGGAGGCUCGUAGGGAUAGAUCGCCCAAACCCACACCCGCUUUCGGCAUGCCUGCAGGCAGAAGUCGGGUCACGAAUCAAUCCGGCUUGAAUGAAGCCUCUUGGCCGACACGUGAAACAUCCCAUGUGCGCAACCUAGACGAUGUCGACUGGAACUACCGCACUAGAGUUCAAAGGCCUUCAACGUUGGUACUAAGGCCUCGAAAGCUGAAGAGCAUUGUGACUUAUAUCCCAGAUAGCGAAGACGUGAUAACCAGAUUGGCCCAAGACUUAUCUCAAGCUGUGCAUAGAGCAGAAAGUGUGUCCAAGUCUGAAUUUGAACCCCCAGAGGAUGUACGGCUACCAACACGAUUACUCACCACGGGUACUGAGAUCCAGCGAAGGGUUUGUUCUCAAAUUCACGCGGUCUUGCCGAAGCCAGGCGAGCUACAUCAGCUUCAAACGGCGAUUCAUCCAGCUAUUACUACGCUGUUCAAUGAUAUUGAACGUGUCCUUACCCCUUUCGACGAAGGAAGAUGUGAGGGCCAGCCCUGGACUCACAAGUACGGUCCGAAGUGUGCAUCUCAUGUUCUACAACCGGGGAAUGAGGCUGCAGUACUGAAAGACUGGCUUCAAAGCUUGACCGUUCUGGCUGUCGGUGGCGCGCUCAAAUCUUCCACUGCGGUCGAUAUUAAGAGGCCACCAAAGAAGAAGCGGAAGAAGGCAGUGGACGACUUCAUCGUCUCAGAUGACGACGAAGAAGACGGAGAUAUGAUGGAGUGUUCGGAUAGGGAGGGUACGGCCGUUCCUCACCUAAAAUCCUUGAGACGGCCGCAAUGGACGAGAAACAAGAACGUCAUUUUGCUUAGCGGACCUCAUGGCUGUGGUAAAAGCGCGACAGUGUAUGCUGUAGCUGAAGAGCUCGGGUUCGAAGUUUUCGAGAUCAACCCUGGUACCCGGCGCUCAGGCAAAGACAUACAGGACAAAGUUGGGGAUAUGACGGCGAACCAUCUAGUCAAUCACCAACGGAGCGCAGCACCGGCAAAGGAGGAUCUCGCGACAGAUAAUGAUACCGACAACGAACGCAUGAAUACAGCUUUACAGGAAGACUUGAAUAGCGGGCGACAAGGCACCAUGACUUCCUUCUUCCAGACAAAUAUUCCAGCAAAAGCGAACUCAGCCGCUAAAGUGAAGGUACAAGAGCCGAAGAAGGCACCGACACAUGCUGAUCAAACCAUGCUUUCCAUGGCAUCAACAACGCGGAAGUCCCAGAAGCAGUCAUUGAUAUUAUUUGAGGAAGCAGACAUUCUCUUUGAAGAAGAUCAGCAGUUUUGGGCUCAGGUGACGAAACUUGCCUUGAGUUCAAAACGUCCCAUUGUCAUUACUUGUAAUGAUGAGCGGCAAAUCCCAAGCCAAGACUUACCACUGGCCGCUGUGCUGCGGCUUCAUCCACCUCCAGUCGACCUUGCGACAGAUUAUCUGCUUGUUUUAGCGGGUAGGGAGGGUCACAUUCUUGAACGAAAAGCCGUCAGUGACCUGUACCACUCCAAGAACUACGAUCUUCGAGCUAGCAUUACGGAGCUGAACCUCUGGUGCCAAAUGUCGGUUGGCGACAGGAAAGGUGGUCUAGAGUGGAUCUACCAACGAUGGCCCCGGGGCAGAGACGUUGACUCACAUGGUCGCUUGCUCAGAGUUGCCAGUGAAGGCACGUAUCUGUCUGGUAUGGGGUGGUUUUCACACAACGUGUUCGAAACACGAGAAAACAUUACAUUCGACAAGGAAGAGGAGCUCUUGAAAGAAGCUUGUGCGGACUGGGACAUUAAUCCCAUCGAUUGGGUCGCUCAAGGUAUUGACGACGAGCGGACGAUCGUAUCUAGUUCCGACGAGUUCAGUUGUUUGAAGAACCUCGAGUGUCUCGAUGCCCUUUCGGAGUCGCUCAGCGCGGCAGAUGUAUAUUGCCGUGUCGGACUGCCGGCCUACGAGUCCGAUUACCACCAGCCAACUGAUUCAUCCCUACCGCCUAUUACCGAUAAAGCCCGACUGAGUGUCACACUCGCUGCUCCGCUCCUCCAGGUCGAUCAUCCCUCAGACUUUACGAAACUCGAUUCAUCUAUCUUUACACAAACACAUCUACUUAUCAAGCGUGCCUAUCCUGAUUUUUCCCAUCCCAUAUCCUCGCAUAGGGCUAGCAAGCCCACAACGGAAACUGACUACGCCAACAAACUUUUGAGACUGAAGGUUGAACAAAAGGGUGACAAUAGCCUAGCAAGGUCUGACUGCGCCAUUGCUCUCGAUAUUCUCGCCGUACCACCAGACUUCAUACCAUUGCAAGGUACAUCGUACAACCUUAUGCCCUCGUCGUUCGACCGCACGCUUAGCAUCAUAACUCUCGAUCUCGCGCCUUACGUUCGCUCCAUCGUUGCCCACGAACAGGUCCUUGAAACACAACGCCUCCGCGUCUCCAACCUUCUGAGCAUUGGUGGUAACGCAAAACGGCCGCGGACUACACGAGCGAGUCGGGUCGCAUUAGAGGGCGGUGUGCGAGAGACGAAGCGAAGGGACAGAUGGUUCGACAAGGAACUGAACUUCCAACUUGUGAUGGCUACCGCAGGGAAAGAGUGGGCGGGUAUGGGUUGGAAGGGUGAAGUUGAGGAGGGUGAGGAGGGGACGAGGAGUUUGACCGGGACGCUGGACGGCAGCGAAAGUGCAGAGGACGUUCUCAUGCAGGAUUCACCGGCCCUGAUUUAA